Messenger RNA from Apaloderma vittatum (bar-tailed trogon), 621 nucleotides. RefSeq names its product ribosomal protein L7-like 1 (gene RPL7L1). The annotation marks the transcript as partial. NCBI's taxonomy places the organism in Eukaryota, Metazoa, Chordata, Aves, Trogoniformes, Trogonidae. Gene Ontology annotation, cellular component: cytosolic large ribosomal subunit. Gene Ontology annotation, molecular function: structural constituent of ribosome; RNA binding. Gene Ontology annotation, biological process: maturation of LSU-rRNA from tricistronic rRNA transcript (SSU-rRNA, 5.8S rRNA, LSU-rRNA). The transcript is spliced from 4 exons. The record is from RefSeq and is a predicted model, not a curated record.
CAACAGAAAGGGAAACAAAUCCAGUUUAAACGCCUUGAGUCUUUUGUUCGAGAUUCAUGGCGCAAAAACCGAGACAACACCCGCCUGAGGCGCAUGGGGCAGAAACCUGGACAGACCGAGCCACCGCAGGAACAGAAACUGGCCUUUGUUGUGCGGAUUGCAGAUAUUAAGGGAGUGAGUAAAAGAGUAAGAAGAGUGAUUGAGUUGCUGCGGCUGAGAAAAAAUUACACUGGAAUGUUUGUUAAACUGACCCCGCUAUCGCUGAAGAUGCUGCGGAUUGUGGAACCUUACGUGGCGUGGGGAUACCCCAACCUGAAAUCUGUACGAGAGCUCAUCAUGAAACGGGGCCAAGCCAAGAUUAACAGAAAGAGGAUGCCUCUGACAGACAAUAUGUUGAUAGAGGAACAUUUAGGGAGCUUUGGUAUUAUUUGCCUAGAAGACCUUAUUCAUGAAAUAUACUCAGCUGGGAAGUAUUUCAAAAAAGUCACAAACUUCCUAUGGCCAUUCCACCUGUCAGUGGCUCGCUACGCUUCACGUAACAAAGUGGGUUUCCUCAAAGAAAUGGGUCAGCCUGGCCACAGAGGUGAAGCCAUCAACCAGCUUAUACGUCAGCUGAACUAG